Cynocephalus volans (Philippine flying lemur) is the source of this 2397-nucleotide messenger RNA. Its product is annotated as protocadherin beta-9. Gene Ontology annotation, cellular component: plasma membrane. Lineage: Eukaryota; Metazoa; Chordata; Mammalia; Dermoptera; Cynocephalidae. Gene Ontology annotation, biological process: homophilic cell-cell adhesion. Gene Ontology annotation, molecular function: calcium ion binding. The record is from RefSeq and is a predicted model, not a curated record. The coding region runs from base 1 to 2397 and encodes 798 amino acids. The transcript has a single exon.
AUGGAGGCCAGAGGGUUUUUCUUCCCAAGACAAAGGCAAGUCCUAUUUCUCUUUCUGUUUGGGGGAGUGUCCUUAGCAGGACCUGGAUUUGGACAUUAUUCGGUGACAGAGGAAACAGAAAGAGGAUCGGUUUUGGUCAAUCUGGCAAAAGAUCUGGGACUAGGGGAGGGGGAGCUAGCUGCAAGGGGAACCAGGGUGGUUUCUGAUGAUAACAAGCAACACUUGCUCCUGGAUUCUCAUACUGGGGAUUUGCUCACAAACGAGAAAUUGGACCGGGAGAAGCUGUGUGGUCCCGUAGAGCCCUGUAUGCUGUAUUUCCAAAUUUUAUUGGAUAACCCCUUUCAGAUUUACCAGGCUGAGCUGAGAGUCAGGGAUAUAAAUGAUCACUCACCAGUGUUUCGGGACAAAGAAAUGGUCUUAAAAAUACUAGAAAAUACAGCUGAAGGGACAGCAUUUCGACUAGAAAGAGCACAGGAUUCGGAUGGAGGACAUAAUGGUAUCCAAAAUUACACCAUCAACCCCAAUUCUUUUUUCCAUAUUAAAAUUUGUGACAGUGAUGAAGGCAUGAUAUAUCCAGAGCUAGUGCUGAACAAAGCACUGGAUCGGGAGGAGCAGCAGGAGCUCAGUUUAACACUCACAGCGCUGGACGGUGGGUCUCCACCCAGGUCUGGAACAGCCACUAUUCGCAUUGUGGUGUUGGACAUCAAUGACAACCCCCCGCAGUUUGCCCAGGCGCUCUAUGAGACUCGGACUCCAGAGAACAGCCCAGUAGGAUCCCUUAUUGUUAAAGUCUCGGCAGGAGAUAUAGACUUGGGAGUCAAUGCAGAAGUAUCCUAUUCAUUUUUUGAUGCUUCUGAAGAUAUUCAAACAACUUUUCAAAUCAAUCAUUUUUCCGGGGAAAUCGUUCUCAGAGCACUGGUUGAUUAUGAGUUAGUGAAGUCUUACAAAAUAAACAUACAGGCAAUCGAUGGAGGGGGCCUUUCUGCAAGAUGUACGGUUUUAGUCGAGGUACUAGACACCAAUGAUAAUGCCCCAGAACUGAUGGUAUCAUCACUUUCUAACUACAUUGCUGAGAACUCUCCUGAGGCAGUACUGGCUGUUUUUAGGAUUAAAGACAGAGACUCUGGAGAAAAUGGAAAGAUGGUUUGUUAUAUUGAGGAUAAUCUGCCUUUCCUUCUGAAACACUCUGUAGACAAUUUUUACAUCCUAAUGUCAGAAGGAGCACUGGACAGAGAGACUCGAGCUGAGUACAACAUCACCAUCACCGUCACCGACUUGGGGACACCCAGGCUCAAAACCGAGCACAGCAUAACCGUGCAGGUCUCCGACGUCAACGACAACGCCCCUGCCUUCACACAAAGCUCCUACACCCUGUUCGUCCGCGAGAACAACAGCCCCGCCCUGCACAUCGGCAGCGUCAGCGCCACAGACAGAGACUCGGGCACCAACGCCCAGGUCACCUACUCGCUGCUGCCGACCCACGACCCGCACCUGGCCCUCGCCUCCCUGGUGUCCAUCAACGCGGACAGCGGACACCUGUUCGCCCUGCGGUCGCUGGACUACGAGGCCCUGCGGGCGUUCGAGUUCCGCGUGGGCGCGGCAGACAGAGGCUCCCCCGCGCUGAGCAGCGACGCGCUGGUGCGCGUGGUGCUGGUGGACGACAACGACAACGCGCCCUUCGUGCUGUACCCGCUGCAGAACGGCUCUGCGCCCUGCACCGAGCUGCUGCCCAGGCAGGCCGAGGCGGGCUCCCUGGUGACCAAGGUGGUGGCGGUGGACGGCGACUCGGGCCAGAACGCCUGGCUGUCGUACCAGCUGCUCAAGGCCACGGAGCCCGGGCUGUUCGGCGUGUGGGCGCACAACGGCGAGGUGCGCACGGCCCGGCUGCUGAGCGAGCGCGACGCGGCCAGGCACAGACUGCUGGUGCUGGUCAAGGACAAUGGCGAGCCGCCGCUGUCGGCCACCGUCACGCUGCACGUGCUGCUGGUGGACGGCUUCUCCCAGCCCUACCUGCCGCUGCCGGAAGCGGCGCCGGAGCGGGCGCAGGCCGACUCGCUCACCGUCUACUUGGUCAUCGCGCUGGCCUCGGUCACCUCGCUCUUCCUGUUCUCGGUGCUCCUGUUGGUGGCGGUGCGGCUGUGCAGGAGGCGCAGGGCGGCCUCGGAGGGCCGCUGCUCGGUGCCUGGGGACCGCUUUCCGGGCCACCCGGUGGACGUCAGCGGUACGGGGACCCUGUCCCAGAGCUACCAGUAUGAGGUGUGUCUGAUGGGAGGCUCAGGAACCAGCGAGUUCAAGUUCCUGAAGCCGAUUAUGCCUAAUAUCCAGGUACCGGGUCCUGGGAGGAAUAGUGAAGAAAAUCCCACUACUCCAAAUAGCUUUGGAUUUAAUUAUCAGUAA